AUGAAGCUCCUCAAUCUCAUCAAGGCCGCUAAAAUCUCGCAGGACAUCAUGAAUGACAUGGAGAGCGUCACGAAGAAGUCCGUGGAGAAGGCCAAGAACGCCCAAGCCCAAGCGGAGGCCGUCGAUGGGACUGAGAAUUCCCAAACCUUAACGGAGCUCGUGCUUGAGAUCGAGGGCGUCACAAAGAGGAUCGUGAAGAAGAGCAAGAAGAGCAAGAAGAGCAAAAAGGCCAGAGAUCGAGCGCAGCUCGUGGAAGAACUCCAGAGCACGUACCGCAAAGCCAAGAUCGAUGGCCGCACAAUGAUCAUAUCGUAUUUGCCCGCUGGGUUCCCAAACUUGGACAUGAGCCACAAGAUCAUGCUUGAAAUGCAAGCCGCAGGUAUCGACAUCAUUCAACUCGGGGUUCCAUUUGCCGACUCCGCCCUCGACGACCGGGUCAUUCGAGCAAUCAACGUGUACGCGAUGAAGCAGAGAAUCCCAUUUGAUUUCGACGCGGUGGCAGCUAUCGUUGGACAAGCACGGGGCAAGGGGUUGACCAUCCCAGUGCUUGUCAGGGUUCAUUCCAUAAUGGUGCGGCAGUAUGGAGUGAAGAGGAUUGUGAGCGAUUGCAUCCACCGGAAAGCCCGCAUCAACGGGAUCAUUUGCCCCGACGCGACUUGGGAGCAGGUGAAGCAUCUGAGUAAACUUUGCAGGCGUAAAGGACUCGCAUAUGUGCCUCACAUCAGUGGCGAGCAGCCCGACUCUACCGUGAAGAAGCUGUGCAAGUUGUCCAACGGCCUGGUUUACAUUGCCUCGGGCCCCUGGGUCGCGGGUCGGAAGCAAGAUGUGGAUAGCGAGCUGUUCAAACUCCUCAGUCAGGUUGAGGGCAUAGCCACAUUCGACGGGGUGCGCUUGCUGGAGAUUGGCAAGGUGGAUUUCAGAGGUUGUCUUGAGAUGGACGGGCUGGCUGAAGGUCUCGUUCUUGGGUUCCCCAUCCUCAGAGCUACCAUCUACGCGAUCAGGGACGCGGUGGUUGACUACCACCUUAGCUUCGGCCCUACUAACCUCAGAAUCACUGACGAAGAGCUGAAGAAGUUCGCGAAAAGUCCAUUCGCGCCGUUUCGCCUGAAGAAACUCCGAGAGUUCAUCGAGGAAUUCAUGAAAACUCAGAGAAGAACCGCUUCGAAGAGAAAUCCUUUUCAGCUUGCUGGUUUGUAUGUACUCCUCCAGUCCCCUGAUGUGAUCGGUACAAUAAGCAUUUGGGCCAGCGGCUAA
This is a messenger RNA of Penicillium cinerascens, 1254 nucleotides long. RefSeq lists its product as uncharacterized. The record is from RefSeq and is a predicted model, not a curated record. Bases 1 to 1254 code for a protein of 417 amino acids. NCBI's taxonomy places the organism in Eukaryota, Fungi, Ascomycota, Eurotiomycetes, Eurotiales, Aspergillaceae. Gene Ontology annotation, cellular component: cytosol. Gene Ontology annotation, biological process: L-tryptophan biosynthetic process. The transcript has 3 exons. Gene Ontology annotation, molecular function: tryptophan synthase activity.